AUGACUAUUGCUGACGAUGCGCAGCUGUUUCAAACGCUAGCAGAUCGUUCAAAAAAUGCUGAGGAGCGUCCCUUGCUUCGGGAGUAUAUCUCACAGGCUCUGGAUAAGCUCAUGGAGAUUUCUCUAAACGAAUGCAUUCAUAAGCAGUGUCUGAGAUUUUUAGCAAAUUCUUGUAGCGAAGAAGAUGGUAAUCGUGCUACCUUUUUUGAAAAUAAAGGUCUUGAUGUAUUGAAGAUUUAUUGUGCAAAAGCAGACGAAAACUCUGCUCUUGCUUAUGCUGUUAUUCAUAACUGUAUCUUAGAUUCAAAAAAAUAUCGAGCAAAGGUUGCUGAGACCGAAAUCUUGCAUCUUGCUAUCACAUAUUGGAUUGAUUGGCAACACAAGUUAGCCGCUCCAUUCAUUAAUAUGCUUUCUGUCAUUUGCGAAUUAUUGUAUCCAUUUUCUAAGGAUGCGACUUUGGUCUUCGCUGGAUUGCAGGUUCUACCUUCUAUGUCCCGAUCAGAUAUUGAUUCGUAUUCCAUAUUUACAAAAGCAUUUGACAAUCCAAAUAUUUGUACAUCUUUCGCAAAUAACUGUGAUAUCCUAAUCGAAUCCAUUGAGUUGGUCCUCAUGCAACGUGAUUUUCACCAAAAAAUUCCCAUUUUAAAUCUUUUCCCUCGAAUCGCCGAACACAAUGAAAUCUUAUCUACCAAUCUUCAUCGGAAUAGUGCGUUUCUUGAAUAUUUAAAAAAGUUUUUACUUUCAGAUGAUUCAGCGCGCAUCACCAUGGCAGCGCUUUUCAUUGGAAAUCUCACUAGAAAUGAUCACAUCUCAAGUGCCCUUUUUCGUGAGAACUUUCCGGAAAUACUUAUUGCUUGUAUCCUCAAAGAAAAGAAGAUUGAUGAGAAUGUGGGAAAAAUAUAUGCUUGUUCAGCAGCUUUGAGACACUUUAUGAUACCUCUAUCUUCUCGAAAGCACUUUGCUGGCAAGUCUUUGCUUCUUCAAGACAAGCUGUUGCGUAGCAGUUUUUCACAAUUGCAUUACCUUUCUGUUAGUAUCAUUCGUCUUUCAAUGCCUUACAUUCUUUACAAAUUAGUAAGCGAACCUGAGCGCUUUGAGAAAUUACGUGAAUGCUCCAAAAGUCCUGAUGCGAACCUAUCUCUUGAAAGUAAUCGAGCUAUCUUAGCUUUUAUGAAGCAUGCUCUGAUUAUGCCCAAUCUACCCCAAAUCAUUUGUCAAUUUUUGGAGAAUAAAACUGAGAUUUUCCUUGACAGUGUAUUAACUACCAUUAAUGUGGUAAAUAAUCAUCCUAUUGUUACCGGAGAAGCCGUUUUUGUUGCAAUUUUAAUGAUUAAGCAUGGCAAAAUAUUGUGGCAUUGCUCGUCUUGGUGGAUAAAGACGGUAAAGGCUCGAUUAAAUCUACGGAUUCAUCGUAACGGCUUUGUUUUCUAUCAUCUAAAGUUGAAUACUGAAAAAAAAAAUUAA
Molecule: messenger RNA, 1464 nt
Organism: Schizosaccharomyces octosporus yFS286
Lineage: Eukaryota; Fungi; Ascomycota; Schizosaccharomycetes; Schizosaccharomycetales; Schizosaccharomycetaceae
Product: armadillo repeat containing protein
Exons: 2
Coding region: 1-1464 (487 amino acids)
Biological process (GO): positive regulation of GTPase activity
Cellular component (GO): cytosol
Molecular function (GO): guanyl-nucleotide exchange factor activity
Source: RefSeq, a predicted model, not a curated record